AUGGAUCGAUACGAGGUACUAGCAGACUACAACCAGUGGACCGACGCAGACAAACGAGCAAACUUCGGCAUUUACCUCGAAGGACCAGCAAGACAGUGGUUUCAAUGCCUGACACCACCCAACGGGUGGGGAGACACUGCGGCAGUAGCAGCCACCCAACAACAGGCCGGGACACCGGCGAUAAGCGGAAUGCGUUCCAUCUUCAUAAAAGAAUUCCUUCAAGAUAGCUAUGCCGGAUAUCAAGAAAGGAAACUUCGGAACCACAAACAAGGCAUAAACGAACCCGCCGCAGAAUACUACUACGAGAUAAUAAACUUAUGCCGAUUGAUGGACCCUAACAUAUCCGAAGAAGCAAAACUACACCACCUCUACGAAGGACUAAAACCUACAUUGGUGGAGAAAAUCUGGGUCCUACAACCCAAAACUUGCAUCGACUUCCUAACAGCGGUAAGGAGACACACCGAAGCAGCCGAACUAGCAUGCAACAAAGGAUGGGCCGUCCACAUGCUAGCAGAAGAAAGGGAGAGAGAAGAGGAAACAAGAGUCGCAGCAGCAACCAGCAGGGAUAACGAGGAACCCUCACUCAAGCAACUUCUAGAAGUCCUGCAACAACUACAAGGAGAAAUAGUCGCUAUGAAGAAACACGGGGGAAGGAAGGAGAGGAGCCGAGCAGACAACGGAACAACACAAAGCCAGAAUGAAGCAACACCCUCACAAAGGACAGCAGAUGGACGGCCGAUCUGUUUCUACUGCAAAGCCGAGGGGCACAUUAGGAGAUACUGUCCAAAAAAGAAAGAAGACGACGACAGACGUAACAACACGACCGUCGCAAUGAUCAGCACAUCGGACGAAGAAGAUGACAAGGAGAUACCCCUGCUAUAUAUCGACGUGGGACAACUGUUGACCGAAGAAGUGACAAUUGGAACAAACGACACGGAAAAAAAGACCGAAGCGGUAAUCGAUACAGGAGCAGCGGUAUCGAUCAUAUCCCCCAAACUAACAGCAGAAAUAACCCUAGAACUCAAGACCUGGGAGGCGCCACAAAUCGUAAUGGUAAACGGACAGCGGACACCCCCCUUAGGAAGAUUGGAGCUGACAAUAACCAUUGGAACGACAACAGUCCAAGCGAAGGUGCUAGUACUGGAGAUGCGAGGGAUCAACCUACUCUUAGGCAACGACGUGCUGAGACGUUUUAAAAAACUGGAGAUCGAAUACGGCAAGGGGAAAACAAAGAUGCGAUUCGGCGAUCUACCAGUACGGAUGGCAAUCGAAGACCAAACACCAACACCGGCCACAAAGAUAGUAGCAAAAAGUGGGGCAAGAAUCCCAGCAAGAUCCAUGGCGGCCGUGGAGAUAGAACAAACUGAAGCGACAAAACCAACAUUGGACGGCCGCCCCUGGAUGAUAGAACCAGCAACCAACCGCACAUCAGGACCGACACCAGGAAGAGCCCUCAUGCCUGGCGACUGA
Molecule: messenger RNA, 1470 nt
Organism: Daphnia magna
Lineage: Eukaryota; Metazoa; Arthropoda; Branchiopoda; Diplostraca; Daphniidae
Exons: 1
Coding region: 1-1470 (489 amino acids)
Biological process (GO): proteolysis
Molecular function (GO): zinc ion binding; aspartic-type endopeptidase activity; nucleic acid binding
Source: RefSeq, a predicted model, not a curated record